Molecule: messenger RNA, 1604 nt
Organism: Fonticula alba
Lineage: Eukaryota; Rotosphaerida; Fonticulaceae
Exons: 3
Coding region: 34-1551 (505 amino acids)
Source: RefSeq, a predicted model, not a curated record
GUGCAGUACAUCAUCGGCGUCGGUGUCCUGUCCAUGCCCUUCGCCUUCGCGUCGGCCGGUAUCGGCCUGUCGCUGGUCAUCCUGACCCUGGUGACCAUCAUCUCCUAUGUGACGAUGGUCUGGCUGAUCGAGGUCCUGGCGCGUAUCGAGUGCCUGCAUGCCAUCGGCGCCAUCACCGCCGAGGGUGCUCCGGCCGACACCGUCGACCUGGAGGCCUCGCGCUCUCUCAUCAUCAACCCCCACGACAGCGGCCUGAACGUGGUCCCUGGCGAUCGCAUGCAGACCUCCACCUCCCCCCCGAGCGGCACCAUGACCCCCUCGCCCGAGUCGCUGAUUGCCUCGGCUCGGCGCUUCAUGCAGAUCACCGACCGUAAGUUCGAGCUCAACGAGGUCACCGGCUUCUUCCUGGGCAAGGCGUGGCAGCGCUUCUUCGAGGUGGCCAUGUGCCUGUAUCUCUUCGGCGCGCUCUGGGGCUUCGCCUCGGUCUUCGGCACCACCUUCGGUGAGACCAUUCCCUUCAUCGGUCUCUCCAGCAAGACCUGGCCCUGCUCUUUCUAUGGCGACCCGGCCAACCUCCCCUCCGAGUGCAUGGCUUCCUACCAGCUGUAUGUGGUCAUCUUCGCCCUGCUGGUGGUCCCCCUGUCGCUGAAGGACAUGUCCGAGCAGACUUUCAUCCAGAUUGCCCUCUGCAUUGUUCGCUUCGCUUCCUUCUUCGUCAUGGUCCUCUGGUGCCUGAGCUUCCUCUUCGUCGAGCCCUAUGACCCCUCCAUCCCGGAUCCCGGCAGCCCGCCCUACAUCGCGCCCGGCCUGUCCUGGUUCAACAUGGGUGGCUUCGGCAUUGCCUUCUCCACCUGUGUCUUCGCCCAGCUCACCCACCACUCGGCCCCGGGUCUGGCCCAGCCGACCAAGGACAAGUCCAAGCUGGCCGUCGUCUUCCUGGCUGCCCUGGUGGUGACCUUCUUCUUCUAUGCCAUCCUCGGCACCACUGUCGCCCUGUACUUCGGCCCCUCCACCCAGCCGAUGGUCAGUCUCAACUGGCAGUUCAUUGGCGGCACCCCGGCCGGCCAUAGCUACCCCUGGUGGGAGUACCCCCUGCGCUACUUCAUCCUCUUCUUCCCCGUGGCGGUGGCCAUCUCGGCAUACCCCCUGACGGCCAUCACCUUCGCCAAUACCGUCUACGCCGCGCUCCCCGCCGGCUGGACCAAGCAGCAGACCUGCCCCCGCUGGCGCCUGGGCACCCGGCUUUUCGCCACCCUGCCGCCCAUUGCUUGCGGUCUCAUCAUGUUCGAGCUGUCCACCAUCGUCCAGUUCACCGGUCUCUUCGGUGUCUUCAUUGCCUUCCUCUUCCCGGCCCUGCUGCAGUGGCGGUCUCGCCGCGCGGUCCGCAGCGCUCUCGGCCUGACCGACGGCAGCUCCGAUGACAUGCUCAAGACCCCGUACACCAUGCCCUACAUUAGCUCCGACAUCGCCACCUACCUGGUUGGGCUCUUCGGCUUUGGCAGUCUCGGCCUCAUGAUCGCCCUGAUCAUCUCGCCCGAUCUGUUCGGCUAAAUGCGCGGCGCACGGCGUCCUCCCUCCCUCGCCCCCCCCCCCCUCCCCCCUCC